Messenger RNA from Labrus bergylta (ballan wrasse), 1051 nucleotides. RefSeq names its product IL-6 subfamily cytokine M17 (gene m17). Gene Ontology annotation, biological process: ciliary neurotrophic factor-mediated signaling pathway; immune response; negative regulation of neuron apoptotic process. Gene Ontology annotation, molecular function: ciliary neurotrophic factor receptor binding; cytokine activity. Gene Ontology annotation, cellular component: extracellular region. The record is from RefSeq and is a predicted model, not a curated record. Lineage: Eukaryota; Metazoa; Chordata; Actinopteri; Labriformes; Labridae.
CAAAAGUUUUAAAGGAGUGUGAUCAUGACCAGUCCUUGCAAUUUGCCUGUGAUACCGAGUGGAGAAUGAAUGGUCAUGUAAAGAGUAUGCAUUUUAGACAGUUUAUGGAACCAGCAACAACAUUACUCUCUCUCCUGCUGAUUAUGGCUGUUGAUUCAACCCGAACUGUGGCAGCAAGCAGAAACGAGCAGUGUGGGAAUUCUCUGCAACAGACUCUGAAGCUCACCAGACUCGUACAGAAGGAAUCUGUUGACUUAAUCAAAACAUAUAAAGCCUCUCAAGGAGAAAUAUCAGAGCUCCUCUGCAAGGUGUCUGUCUCCAGCGUCCCUGACCCCAACAUCUCAGGCCUGGAGCCCUCAGAGAGAAUAGUGAGCAUCUACACACACCUCCAGGCCUUCGUCCCACAUUUCAAACGUGUGUACGAGCAGCAGACGGACUUACAGUUGCCCACCAGCCCGCUGCUGGCCAGGCUCACCCGUGUCAGCACUCACAGCAGGAAUCUGGCUACUCUUGUAAACCUCUUCUAUCAGACCCUCUUCCCAAAUGUUCCCAUACCGGAGCCGGCGGGGGGGCCGACAGAACUACCUCCACCUCAGAAUGUGUUCCAGCAGAAAGUCUAUGGAUGUGUGGUGCUGAAAACCUACAAGGAGCUUCUAGCAAAUGUUUCAAGAGAGCUGAGGACUCUGAAAAGCAAAGUGUGCAGGAACAGAAAGAGGAUACAAAUAAACACAUUCUACUUCUGAGGAUGACCUAAGGCUGGCCCUAGUGGAUCUACUCUCAACAACAAUCAUACUCAUGUGUUUGAUAAAGACUUUAAAAUAUAAGUGAGUAUGAAGGUGGCUGGUACAUCAGAGUAAUGAAGCCUAUUUAUGGUAUUUAAUAUUUAUUUUUUGUUUGGUUCUGAUACGGAAGAAUGCUGAUAAAAGGUCAAGAAUGUAAAGGUAUCAAUAUGUAGGUUGUGUAUAUUUAAUUUGUCUAAUGUAAGGUUCUCCUUUACUAAUGUAAAUGUAUUGGCUGUUAAAGGAUUAUUAAAAGUUUAUUUACAGCUGUA